GCUAUCACCGUGGGUGCCACUACCAGUUCUGACCAAAGAUCUUCCUUCUCGAACUACGGCACAUGUGUUGAUAUCUUUGCUCCUGGUUCAUCCAUCAAAAGUUGCGGUAUUAGCUCCAAAACUUCCACAAGCACAAAGAGCGGAACCAGCAUGUCAUGCCCUCAUCAUUGUAUUGCUGCGGUAAUGUCUGCUUCAGAGAGUGAUUCUGAGAAAGUGUACGCUGCUAUCAUUAGUAACGCUUCCUCGGGCAAGGUUGGAGACGCUGAGACUGGCUCACCCAACCUCCUGGCUUACCUCGAUUAA
Messenger RNA from Strongylocentrotus purpuratus (purple sea urchin), 303 nucleotides. RefSeq names its product aqualysin-1-like. Gene Ontology annotation, molecular function: serine-type endopeptidase activity. Gene Ontology annotation, biological process: proteolysis. The record is from RefSeq and is a predicted model, not a curated record. NCBI's taxonomy places the organism in Eukaryota, Metazoa, Echinodermata, Echinoidea, Camarodonta, Strongylocentrotidae.